Molecule: messenger RNA, 4447 nt
Organism: Mastomys coucha (southern multimammate mouse)
Lineage: Eukaryota; Metazoa; Chordata; Mammalia; Rodentia; Muridae
Gene: Brpf3
Product: bromodomain and PHD finger containing 3
Exons: 13
Coding region: 397-4011 (1204 amino acids)
Biological process (GO): regulation of transcription by RNA polymerase II
Cellular component (GO): MOZ/MORF histone acetyltransferase complex
Molecular function (GO): protein binding
Source: RefSeq, a predicted model, not a curated record
GGGGCUCGGGCGGGGGCAUCCGCGCCGGUCUCCCCGCGCUUUCGCGCUCCCGCUUCGCGUGCGGCGGCUCGAGCCGGGGAGGGAGCGAGGGAAGGGGUGGAGGUGGCGGGGGGGAGGCCGAGGGGCGGAUCCUGCCUGGGGGCUGAUCCCUCCCUCCCCUCGGCCGGGCUCCGUGGCGGCGGCGGCGGCGGUGGCGGCGGUGGCUCCAUUCCCCCUCCUCCCCCGGGAGCGGCGGCCGGGCCGGGGGAGACGGAGCGGAGGGAGGGCCGGAGCGGGAGGAGGCCGCGCACGGAGCUGCUCGCUGGCUCGCCCGCCCGCCCGCCCGCGCUCAGGGGGCCCCCCGAAGCGAGGGGCCCGGCCGGCGGCAGAGGCUUGUCUUCGCCGUUUCCAUUUGCCAUGAGGAAGCCUCGCCGGAAGUCACGGCAGAAUGCCGAGGGCCGGCGAUCCCCGUCCCCAUACAGUCUUAAGUGCUCACCCACCCGAGAGACCCUGACUUACGCCCAAGCCCAGAGGAUUGUGGAGGUCGACAUCGAUGGCCGCCUCCAUCGGAUCAGCAUUUACGACCCGCUCAAGAUCAUCACUGAAGACGAGCUGACCGCUCAGGAUAUCAUCGAAUGCAACAGCAACAAGGAGAACAGUGAGCAGCCCCAGUUCCCCGCCAAGUCCAAGAAACCGGCAUCGAAGGGCAAGAAGAAGGAGUCCUGCUCCAAGCAUGCGCCCGGGACCUCCUUCCACCUCCCCCAGCCCAGCUUCCGGGUGGUGGAUCCGGGUAGCCAGCCGGAAGCGCCCCCAUUGCCUGCUGCUUACUACCGCUUCAUCGAGAAGCCUCCGGAAGACCUGGACGCCGAGGUGGAGUACGACAUGGACGAGGAGGACAUUGCCUGGCUAGACAUGAUAAACGAGAAGCGCCGAGCAGACGGGCACAGCUCGGUGUCAGCAGACGCCUUCGAGCUGCUGGUGGACCGGCUAGAGAAGGAGUCGUACCUGGAGAGCCGCAGCAGUGGGGCCCAGCAGUCCCUCAUCGACGAGGACGCCUUCUGCUGCGUGUGCCUGGACGACGAGUGUCACAACAGCAACGUCAUCCUGUUUUGUGACAUCUGCAACUUAGCUGUGCACCAGGAGUGCUACGGUGUCCCCUAUAUCCCAGAGGGCCAGUGGCUGUGUCGCUGCUGCUUGCAGUCUCCCUCUCGGCCCGUGGACUGCGUCCUGUGCCCCAAUAAAGGUGGGGCCUUCAAACAGACCAGCGAUGGCCACUGGGCCCAUGUAGUCUGCGCCAUCUGGAUCCCCGAAGUCUGCUUCGCGAAUACCGUGUUCCUGGAGCCUAUUGAGGGCAUCGACAACAUUCCACCCGCCCGCUGGAAGCUAACCUGCUACAUCUGCAAGCAGAAAGGGCUGGGCGCAGCCAUCCAGUGCCAUAAAGUGAACUGCUACACCGCCUUCCACGUGACGUGCGCACAGCGGGCCGGGCUCUUCAUGAAGAUUGAGCCCAUGAGAGAAACCAGCCUGAACGGCACCAUCUUCACGGUGCGCAAGACUGCCUACUGCGAGGCCCACUCUCCAAGCGCGGGCCCUGCCAGGAGAAAGGGCGACUCCCCAAGGAGCCUGAGCGAGACCGGGGACGAGGAUGGGCCGAAAGAGGGCGGAGGGGAGGAGGAGCAGGAAGAGGCUGAGGAGGAGGGCCAGGAAGGCCAAGGAGGGGUGGGCAGCCCCCUCAAGGGGGUGUCCAAGAAGGGUAAGAUGAGUGGAAAGAAGAUCAAGAAGGAGCCAGAGGAGGCUGGCCGAGAGACACCCUCCGUCUCUGUCCCCAUGGUCACGGUCCCACAGAUACCGUCUUACAGGUUGAACAAGAUCUGUAGUGGUCUCUCCUUUCAGAGGAAAAACCAGUUCAUGCAGCGGCUUCACAGCUACUGGCUACUGAAGCGGCAGGCCCGGAAUGGCGUGCCCCUCAUCAGGCGCCUGCACUCCCACUUACAGUCCCAGAGAAACGCUGAGCAGCGGGAGCAGGACGAGAAGACAAGUGCGGUGAAGGAAGAGCUGAAAUACUGGCAGAAACUCCGCCAUGACCUGGAGCGAGCGCGGCUGCUGAUCGAGCUCAUCCGCAAAAGGGAGAAGCUCAAGAGAGAGCAGGUCAAAGUGCAGCAGGCUGCCAUGGAGCUGGAGUUGAUGCCGUUCACCGUCCUGCUGAGGACAACUCUGGACCUGCUGCAGGAGAAGGACUCUGCACACAUCUUUGCUGAACCUGUCAGCCUGAGUGAGGUUCCAGAUUACCUGGAAUUCAUAUCCAAGCCAAUGGAUUUUUCUACUAUGAGGCGGAAGCUGGAAUCUCACCUGUACCACACCUUGGAGGAGUUUGAGGAGGACUUUAACCUUAUAGUUACCAACUGCAUGAAGUAUAAUGCUAAAGACACAAUUUUCCACCGAGCAGCUGUCCGCCUGCGGGACCUGGGAGGGGCCAUCCUGCGGCACGCCCGGCGGCAGGCAGAGAACAUCGGCUAUGAUCCUGAGAGGGGCACCCACUUGCCCGAGUCACCCAGACUGGAGGACUUUUACCGAUUCUCCUGGGAGGAUGUGGACAACAUCCUCAUCCCAGAGAACCGGGCCCACCUGUCCCUAGAGGCACAGCUGAAGGAACUGCUGGAGAAACUGGAUCUGGUGAACACGAUGCGGUCCAGUGGGGCCCGUACCCGUCGCGUCCGCAUGCUGCGCAGGGAGAUCAAUGCCCUUCGGCAAAAGCUAGCACAGCCACCGCCACCACAGCUCCUGUCACUGAACAAGACUGUGCCUAACGGGGAGCUGCCAGCAGGAUCUCGGGGGGAUGCAGCUGUGCCAGAGCAGGCUCUCCAAGAGGAGCCAGAAGAUGAAGGGGACAGAGAUGAUUCAAAAUUGCCUGCCCCACCAACCUUGGAGCCCACCGGGCCUGCGCCCUCCUUGUCAGAACAGGAAUCCCCUCCAGACCCCCCGACCCUGAAACCCAUCAGCGACAGCAAACCUUCAAGCCGGUUUCUAAAGUCCCAAAAGAUGGAGGAGGAUGAAGAGCUCUUAGAAAAAUCAGCCCUGCAGCUGGGGAGCGAGCCCUUGCAAUGCUUGCUAAGUGACAGUGACGUUGACAGACUGUCCCUCAUAAACCCUGACAGCCGUCCCGGCACCCCUCUCGACAACGUGGGCCGCCGCACAUCUGUCCUCUUCAAGAAGGCCAAAAAUGGAGUUAAGCUACAGAGGGGUCCCGAUGGGACCCUGGAGAAUGGCGAGGACCAUGGCCCAGAGGACGCUCCCGCUUCUCCGAACAGCACGGAGGAUGAACACUAUUCCCGGAAGCGGCCAAGGAGCCGGAGCUGCAGUGACAGCGAAGGGGAGAGAUCCCCUCGGCAGGAGGAAGAGCCAGGAGUGACUAACGGCUUUGGAAAACACACGGAAAGCGGGUCUGACUCGGAAUGUAGUUUGGGUCUCAGUGGAGGACUGGCGUUUGAAGCUGGCAGUGGCCUGACGCCUCCCAAACGCAGCCGUGGGAAGCCAGCCCUGUCUCGUGUGCCCUUCCUGGAAGGUGUGAAUGGAGACUCUGACCACAGUGGCUCAGGCAGAAGCCUCCUGAUGCCCUUUGAAGACCGCGGAGACCUGGAGCCCCUGGAGCUGGUGUGGGCCAAGUGCCGAGGCUACCCCUCCUACCCUGCCUUGAUCAUCGAUCCCAAGAUGCCCCGGGAGGGCCUCCUGCACAACGGUGUCCCCAUCCCUGUUCCUCCACUGGACGUGCUGAAGCUGGGCGAGCAGAAGCAGGCAGAGGCUGGAGAGAGGCUCUUUCUUGUCCUCUUCUUUGACAACAAGAGGACUUGGCAGUGGCUUCCCAGGGACAAAGUCCUGCCCCUGGGUGUGGAGGACACGGUGGACAAACUCAAGAUGCUAGAAGGCCGCAAGACUAGCAUCCGGAAGUCGGUACAAGUGGCCUAUGACCGCGCUAUGAUCCACCUGAGCCGAGUACGUGGGUCCCACUCCUUCGUCACUUCCAGCUACCUGUAAGAGCGGAGCUGGGCCUCUGUCUGCCGUCUCUGCCUUUCCUCUGUCCCCGAGGCAUGAGGGACAUCCCUGAGCCCCUUCUGCCCCUGCCACACGUAUGGCCGGCAGCUUCUUUCUAAUGGCAGGCCCUGACUGGACCGAGUUUCCAAGGGCAAGGCCCAAUAUUUGACCAAUCAUGUGGUUCCCCUGGAGGGCCGCUGUGUGCCAAAAGCUCCCACCCGAGGUCCCUGGGGAUAUUCCACAGAAGAACCACUUAGAAGUAGAAACAGCUGAGCAUCUUAGCCAGCUGGGGAGAUAGACCUGGCCCACAAGGCAGGGGGGCCUAGGAUGCUUUUCUGGGGCCAGCUGGCUCCCUCCAUGCCUCUCCCACCUAACCAUACCUCAGGGCAGGCAAGGUUCUGACACUGAUCCCAGAGAUGUGCCAGGGUCCCUCGGGAAC